CCCCCUUCUGUUUGUCCUGCCGCUUACUUCCUGUGUCCCGCAGCCAAACCUGGCUUUGUUCUGCUUCUCUCUGUCCAAACUGCCAGUUCCUGACGGGACAAAAAAGGUAGGUAAAUUGAUGUACGUGUACUAAAAAUCGCAUUUAAACGCAUUUUGUCGUCGGCAAAGCUACCACGUGCAAUUAUCACUUCCUCUAUUAAACCAAUCGGCUCCGAGCUUAGAACAAUUAAUGUAAAAGGUGAAUAGUGUGUUAAAGUUAUUAUACGUUUGUAGUUACGUGUUUAUGCCAGUUCUUUAAACCGAAAAAUAUCUUGUUUCUUCAAGACUAAGCAGAGAUAAUAAAACGCGUGUUUCCUUACAAUCAAGAAGCAUAACCGCUCAACUUCAUUUGUAAACACUCCAAGUCACUCAUUCUCAGCUGAUUCACUAUACUGUGUGCACGUGGAACGACAACCUUCUCUCCGGCAUAUAACUAAGUGAUUAGGAAUGGGAGAAAAAAGAGGAUUAAAGGCAUUAGAAGUAUGGUGCAGAAGAAUUACGGAAGGAUAUCCUAACGUUAAUGUUAUGGACAUGUCUACUUCUUGGAAAGACGGUUUGGCAUUUUGUGCCAUCAUUCAUCACUUUUCACCCGAAUUAAUUGAUUUUAAAGCUUUAUCAAAGGACGAUGUUUUCUACAAUAAUUCAUUGGCAUUUGGUAUUGCCGAAGAACAUUUUGGAAUACCUGCUUUACUUGAUGCAGAAGAUAUGGUGAAAUAUGAUGAACCAGAUAAGUUAAGCAUUGCAACUUAUGUGUCUCAGUUUUAUCAGUAUUUUGAAAAUAAAUCAAAUAAUAAAACUUCCAAGCAUAUUCGUGAAAAAUCUGAAGGACAGUGGACAUAAAUCUUGACAAGAAUACAAGUGUUAUUUUUGAAACGAUUAACAGCUUUAUAAAAAUCACUUGUUAUAUAUGAUGUGAUAGAUUUUUUUUUUCUUUUUUUUUAAUGGAUUUAUCUAAUUAUCUGUCCUUUGCAUUCACUGUAAAUCCAUUACGUGUAUGUAUCAUUGUAGAAAUUGUCAUCUUUUGUAAAUGUAAUUUCAUUUUCAAAAUAGAUGUGUUGUCUAAAGUUAAAUUGUUAAAAUUCCAUUUGUAUAUAGAAAAAACAUUAAAAAAAAUAAUGUAUUUACUAUUACAAAAAGCAAAAUUUUUUAAUGCUAUUUGUAAUCUGAUGAUUAUUACAAAGUAGAUAAAUUUAUUUUCAUCAAUUUAUU
Molecule: messenger RNA, 1248 nt
Organism: Centruroides sculpturatus (bark scorpion)
Lineage: Eukaryota; Metazoa; Arthropoda; Arachnida; Scorpiones; Buthidae
Product: MICAL-like protein 2
Exons: 5
Coding region: 487-879 (130 amino acids)
Molecular function (GO): protein binding
Source: RefSeq, a predicted model, not a curated record